CAAAUUCGAAUGGUUCAAGUUCAACCAUCAUAUCUAGGUCCACCGCUUCACAAACAUACAUUUCCCCACAGCUUCACCUGAACACGAGUCCAUCUACUCCAUCAGAGCUAUUCAUUUAAUACAAACACCCACAAUAAAAACUUAACUAACACAUUAAAUAGAAAAGCGAGGGGCUUUAACCAGCUCAUUGAGAGAAUAUGGAGAGCUCAUUAAUACUUUUACUGGCGGUUAAUUUCUUCAGUCCUGUUCAUACAGGUGCUUUGACUUGUGAACCACGGCAGUAUCAGUGUGGCAAUGGAAAGUGUAUCACAGCGAGAUGGGUGUGUGAUGAAACUGAUGACUGUGGUGACGGCACUGAUGAACUUCCUGCUGCCUGCUUGGCCAAGACCUGCAGACCCAGUGAAUUCAGCUGUGGCGGGCGACUUAACCAGUGCGUGCCAAAGAGUUGGACGUGUGAUGGCAAAGCGGACUGUGAGAACAGUGCGGAUGAGGAAGGCUGUGAUCCUCGCCGGUGUCUGGAUGGCGAGUUUCGCUGCGGUAGCGGCCAGUGUGUGACUGCCGCAUUUGUGUGUGAUGAAGAGAGAGACUGCGAUGACGGCAGUGAUGAAGUCUCCUGUCCGCCCACCACGUGUAGCUCCAACUCCUUCAGGUGCAACAAUGCACAGUGUGUGCCUCGACUGUGGGUCUGUGAUGGAGAUGCAGACUGUGCUGAUGGCUCAGACGAAUUGCCUCAGAAAUGCAGUACAGGGACGCCUAGACCUACCAAAAACCUCUGCUCCUCUAUGGAAUUCCAUUGCGGCAGUGGGGAAUGCAUACACAGUAGCUGGAAAUGCGAUGGGGGAGAAGAUUGUUUGGAUCGCUCUGAUGAGAAAAACUGCUCCUUGUCCACAUGCCGACCGGAUGAGUUCCAAUGUGGUGACGGCUCUUGCAUCCAUGGCAGCCGGCAGUGCAACCAUGUAUAUGACUGCAAAGAUUUGAGUGAUGAGCUGGGUUGUGUUAAUGCAACCCAUUGUGAGCCACCACACAGGUUUAAAUGCCGCAGUGGUGAAUGCAUCAGCAUGGAAAAUGUUUGCAACAAGAAACGGGACUGUAGAGAUUGGUCCGACGAGCCAUUGCGAGAAUGUGAUUCUAAUGAGUGUCUUUACAACAACGGGGGUUGCUCUCAUAUCUGUAAUGACCUAAAGAUUGGUUACGAGUGCCUCUGUCCCACUGGCUUCUGGUUGGUGGACAAGAGACGUUGUGAGGACAUUGAUGAGUGUGCCAACCCAGACACCUGCAGCCAAAUCUGCAUCAACCUGAUGGGUAGUUACAAGUGUGAGUGCGAGGAUGGCUACCAGAUGGACCCAGCCAGCAAGGCUUGCAAAGCUAUUGGAACCAUCGCCUACCUAUUUUUCACCAAUCGCCAUGAGGUCAGGAAGAUGACUCUGGAUCGCAGCGAGUAUACACGUGUUAUUCCCCGUCUGAAGAACGUUGUGGCACUGGAUAUGAAUGUUGCUUCCAGGGAGAUCUACUGGUCAGAUUUAUCCCUCAAAAAGAUAUAUAGAGCACCGAUGGAUACAGCAGAUAACUCCUCCCAACACAGUGUUGUGAUUGGCAGUGAUUUAGAUGCACCUGAAGGUAUUGCUGUCGACUGGAUCCACGGGAACAUCUACUGGACAGACAGCAUUAAAGGUGCCAUCUCUGUGGCAACAGCGGACGGAAGCAGACGCAAGACUCUCUUCAAAGAAAACCUGGCCAAGCCACGUGCUAUUGUGGUCGACCCUAUUAAGAACUUCUUGUUCUGGACUGAUUGGGGCACACAGGCUAAGAUCGAGAGAGGUGGUCUUAAUGGAGGGGACCGCUAUGCCCUAGUUACAGAUAACAUUGUCUGGCCCAAUGGAAUAACCCUUGACCUUUUGAACCAGCGUCUGUACUGGGUUGACUCCAAACUACACACUCUCUCCAGCAUCAGUGUGCAGGGAGAUGGUCGGCGUACUCUGAUCAUUGACCAGGGCAAACUUGCCCAUCCUCUGGGUCUCACUGUUUUUGAGGAGAAAGUGUUUUGGACAGAUGUGAGCAAUAAUGCAAUUCUAAGUGCAAAUCGUGUGACUGGAAGAGACAUCAUGAAUGUGGCCGAACACCUCUCGUCCCCAGAGGACAUUGUCUUGUACCACAACCUCAAGCAACCGACUGGAUUCAACUGGUGCAGGGUCAACAACGGUGGCUGUGAAUUCUUGUGCCUGGCUGCCCCUCAAAUCAAUAGACUCUCACCCAAAUACACUUGUGCCUGCCCAGACAACAUGAUGUUGGCCAGAGACAUGCGAAAAUGUGUUCAAGCUGUAGUCACACCAGAACCUCCUGUCAAGCCCGAAAUAGUUACAACUAGUCAUCCUAAAGUACCUUCAAAGACAACUCCAAAUCCUGCUCCUUCGAUCCCUAAACAACCCACUCAACCUGUUCCAAUCAAGCCAUCCCAAAGCACAACUAAACUUCCUUUAUCCACCCAGAAAGAUGACCACUACAGUAAUGUCAAAGAUGCGUCUCAAUCAUCAUCUUCCACACCGUUGGCCUUGUACAUUUUGCUUCCUCUUGCAAUCCUGUGUUUGGUUGUGGGUGGUGCUGUGCUGUUCUGGAGAAAGUGGCGUCAGAAAAAUACCAACAGCAUUCACUUUGACAACCCAGUUUAUCAAAAGACCACAGAGGACCAGGUGCAUCUAUGCAGAAACGAUAGUUCUGAUGGCUAUUUUUACCCGCAGAGACAGGUUGUGAGUAUUGAUGAUGAAAUAUAAUGCCAAAAGUCCAUGUCAAAACUGAUUUUUCAAAAUAAGAGCCAUAUAUGAUGUCUUUCCUUCUUGGAAGUCAGUUCUGCAGUAAAACAACAUUUGAGGGAACAGUGGAGAUACAAACUGCCUUUUCACACAAGCCAUCUGAUGCAAGAAAACAAUCCAGAGCCAAUCCAAAAAAACAAACAAAAAAAAUAUGAAAACAAAGAAACCUCAGACAACAAUGACCUCAGCUAUCAAGGCUGCUUAGUAUUU
Messenger RNA from Carassius carassius (crucian carp), 3017 nucleotides. RefSeq names its product low-density lipoprotein receptor-like. Gene Ontology annotation, molecular function: protein binding; calcium ion binding. Bases 198 to 2768 code for a protein of 856 amino acids. The transcript is spliced from 18 exons. The record is from RefSeq and is a predicted model, not a curated record. NCBI's taxonomy places the organism in Eukaryota, Metazoa, Chordata, Actinopteri, Cypriniformes, Cyprinidae.